UCUGUCUGCUCCUCCCCAGGGGGCUCAUCUGGGCCCCUAGGCCUCUGUCUUUGAUCCUCUCUUCUGCACACAGCGCUUUGGCUUUGGGGGAAGGUGGUGGCAAACUCGUCCCAGAUGAAGAGAACUCACCUGUUUGUUGUGGGGAUCUACCUGCUGUCCUCUUGCUGGGCGGAAGAGGGACUCAACUUCCCCACGUAUGAUGGCAAGGACCGGGUGGUGAGCCUUUCGGAGAAGAACUUCAAGCAGGUUUUGAAGAAAUAUGACUUGCUCUGCCUCUACUACCACGCGCCGGUGGUGUCUACUGACAAAGUUGCUCAAAAGCAGUUCCAGCUCAAGGAGAUUGUGCUGGAGCUGGUGGCCCAGGUCCUGGAACACAGAGAUAUUGGUUUUGUGAUGGUGGAUGCCAAGAAAGAAGCCAAGCUUGCAAAGAAACUGGGUUUUAAUGAAGAAGGAAGCCUGUAUAUUCUUAAAGGUGAUCGUACAAUUGAGUUUGAUGGCGAGUUUGCAGCUGAUGUCUUGGUGGAGUUUCUGUUGGAUCUCAUUGAGGACCCCGUGGAGAUCAUCAACAGCAAACUGGAAGUGCAAGCCUUUGAACGCAUCGAGGACCAGACCAAGCUCGUUGGCUUCUUCAAGAGCGGAGACUCAGAAUAUUACAAGGCUUUUGAGGAAGCAGCUGAGCACUUCCAGCCCUACAUCAAGUUCUUUGCCACCUUUGACAAAGGGGUUGCAAAGAAACUGUCCCUGAAGAUGAAUGAAGUUGAUUUCUAUGAGCCAUUUAUGGAUGAGCCUGUUCCUAUCCCCGACAAACCUUAUACAGAAGAAGAGCUGGUGGAGUUUGUGAAGGAACACCAGAGACCCACUCUACGACGACUGCGCCCAGAAGAUAUGUUUGAAACCUGGGAAGAUGAUCUGAACGGGAUCCACAUUGUGGCUUUUGCGGAGAAGAGUGACCCAGAUGGCUACGAGUUCCUGGAGAUCCUGAAACAGGUGGCCCGGGACAAUACCGACAACCCUGACCUGAGCAUCGUGUGGAUCGACCCUGAUGACUUCCCUCUGCUCGUUGCCUAUUGGGAGAAGACUUUCAAGAUUGACCUGUUCAAGCCCCAGAUUGGAGUAGUGAAUGUGACAGACGCUGACAGUGUCUGGUUGGAGAUUCCAGAUGAUGAUGACCUCCCCACAGCUGAGGAACUGGAAGACUGGAUUGAAGAUGUGCUUUCUGGAAAGAUAAACACUGAAGAUGAUGACGCUGAAGAUGAAGAUGAUGAUGACGAUGAUGACGAUGAUGAUGAUGGUAAUUCCGAUGAAGAGGAUGAUGAUGACAGUGAUGAUGACGAUGAUGACUAGUCGUAACUGCAAGUGACUCAGCUGAAGACAAAGUCACAGCUAUCCACUACCGUGCAGACAGCACGAGGCAGCAGCAAGCAGCCCUACUCCUCACCCAGCCAGCUCCUCUCCCUCUUCCAGCAUCGCUUCCUGCUCCCUCCUUGUACAGAGCAGCACACCCGAGCAAGUGCCUUUCCAAGUCUCCCCAAGUCCAGGCAUCCCAUUCACCAGGGACAGGGCUAACUUACUCCCAUACCAACUGCCUUGGUUGUCAUGGAAAGCUCUUUUUCUUGAUCAGACCAUUAAACGUCACGGCAGGACCAGAGUGAAGCAGCCUGUGGGGAGAACAAGUCCCCAACCCCUUGAAUCAAGUUUGCUUGUCUUUGACCACAGCAGUAACAGAACUAAUAGCCUGAAAACUCCUGAGCAUGGAGUGAGUUCAGACUCAGAGCCGGGGAAGACACACGAUUAGUUCUUGUAUUGCCCUUACCUGAUUGAGAUUUCCGUCCUUAAACGAAGAAGAUUCCUUCCACAGGGAAGGCUCAGCCUUGUACACAAGCUUAUAAAUCAGUUUCUCUGGGCUCUGUUAAACGUAUCUUCUCAAAAUCAAUUCAGACCUGUAUGUACCCAGGUCCAAGCCUGUGAAUGACUACUGAGAGCCCUCAAAGCAGGUAUACGGAUGUCAGCACCUUUUCUAGUAUAUUACAAAGUUCCCUCUUUGUGGCCAGUCCCCAUUGUUCACCAACAGUCAGGAAGGAAUAUAAGUUUUGCUUUUACUGCUGGAGUUAAUGUCUGAAUG
Ochotona princeps (American pika) is the source of this 2122-nucleotide messenger RNA. It is a transcript of the gene CASQ2, whose product is annotated as calsequestrin 2. The coding region runs from base 115 to 1344 and encodes 409 amino acids. The record is from RefSeq and is a predicted model, not a curated record. Gene Ontology annotation, cellular component: sarcoplasmic reticulum lumen. The transcript has 11 exons. NCBI's taxonomy places the organism in Eukaryota, Metazoa, Chordata, Mammalia, Lagomorpha, Ochotonidae. Gene Ontology annotation, molecular function: calcium ion binding. Gene Ontology annotation, biological process: regulation of cardiac muscle contraction by regulation of the release of sequestered calcium ion.